This is a messenger RNA of Gossypium arboreum, 2585 nucleotides long. Its product is annotated as probable disease resistance protein At4g27220. The record is from RefSeq and is a predicted model, not a curated record. Bases 326 to 2320 code for a protein of 664 amino acids. Gene Ontology annotation, molecular function: ATP hydrolysis activity; ADP binding. NCBI's taxonomy places the organism in Eukaryota, Viridiplantae, Streptophyta, Magnoliopsida, Malvales, Malvaceae. The transcript has 4 exons.
AAAAACAUUAUAAAGUUAAACCCACGACUUGCCAUUGUUUUUUCUUCAUCCAAACUCUUUUUUGCUUUCAAUUUCUCAAAUCUCUGUUUCUCAUCAUUUCCACUCUUUGUUUUUCAGUUUUCACAUUUUCUUGUAUUCUGUCUGUCAAUUAAGGGAAAAAAAAAAACUUUCUUUUAUUUCUGAAAACCAAUCUUUCUUCAUACCUUGAUUUCCGCUUGGCAAAAGAAACAGUGCAGAGGAUAGUUCAGUGAAGCUACUUAUUUCUCUGAAGCUCUAUUUACUUUCUGGUAUUCACAGACAGAAAGAGAUCGGACAAUCAACAAAAAUGGCCGAAUCUCUUGCCUCUGCUGCUGUCGAAAAUGUGACAAACCAGGCAAUGGAAUGCGCAUCACCCUAUCUCCGUUACUUUUUCUGUUAUGGACAGAUUGUUCAAGAUUUCACGAAUCAACGAAACGCACUUAAAUUGAGGAAACAGAGGGUGGACACUCGUGUCGAUGAGGCUAGUAGGCAAAUUGAGGUCAUCUAUGAGGACGUUGAGGACUGGCUUAAAAGGGCUGAGAAAGAACUGGAACAAACCCAGAACUUGCAAGAUGAAAUAGAUAGCGUCAAGUGUUUCAAAUGGUGUCCUCAAUGGGGCUGGCGAUAUUGCUUAGGUAAGAAACUGGCAGAGAAGACUCCUAUUAUCUCUGACCUUUUACAGACUUCUAACUUUGCGCAGGUGGGCUAUCGCGGUUCUCUUCAAGGAAUAGAGUUCAUCACAUCCACUCAUUUCAUGGACUCUAAAUCUUCAAAAUCAGCUUUGAACCAGAUCGUGGAGGCUAUGAAAGCUGUCAACAUGAUCGGACUGUACGGAAUGCCAGGAGUUGGUAAGACAACUUUAGCCCAAGAAGUUGGGAAGCAUGCUGGAGAACAAAAGCUCUUUGAUAAAGUUGUGAUGUUUACUAUGUCCCAAAAUCCAAACAUCAACAAUAUUCAAGAUAAAGUUGCAGAUGUUUUUGGUUUAAAAUUUCAAACAAGUAGCCGACAAGGAAGAGCAGAAGAGCUAUUCAAGAGUAUGCAACGCGUGAACAAAAUCCUCGUAAUUGUCGACGAUCUCUGGGAAGAAUUCGAAUUGAAGAUUAUCGGAAUUCCAUUCGGUGAUGACCACAAGGGUUGUAAAAUUCUUCUGACUACACGUCGUCAACAAGUCUGCACUAAAAUGAACUGUCAGAAGGAAAUUCAACUUGGCAUCUUAUCCGAAGACGAAGCAUGGGUCUUAUUUCGAGAUCAAGCUGGUUUAGAAGGUAACAGUUCCGCCUUGAAUAAUGAAGCCAAAAAGGUUGCUGCUCAAUGUAAGGGAUUGCCUCUUGCAAUUGUUGUCGUGGCCAAAGCUUUAAAAGGUGAGGGUUUAGAUUUAAAUGGGUGGAAAGCCGUAAAUCAGAGAUUCAAGGACUCAAGGCAUUUGGAUAAUGAAGAUUUCGGAGAUGUCCUCCAGCCUCUUAAGCUUAGCUACGAUUAUUUGAAGAAAGGCAAUAACCAAAUGACGGUAAAUGACAUCCAAAUGUGUUUCUUACUGUGUUCCCUUUUUCCUGAAGAUAAAGAAAUCGAUAUUGAGAUAUUGAUUGUGUGCGGAAUUGGAGUAGGAUUGUUCCCUAAUGCUAACUCGAUUGAAGAUAAAAGGAAUGAAAUGGUUAUGGCAUUUAAAAAACUCCAAAAAUCUGGCUUGUUAUUGGAAACUGAUGACGCAGAUAGUGUAAAAAUGCAUGAUGUGGUUCGAGAUUUCGCUCAUUGGCUAACAUCAACCGGAGGAAAUAGGUUCAUGGUAAAAGAUAAGUUGAAAGAAUGGCCUGAUAUGGUUGAAAGUUUUGAAUGUUAUACUGCAAUCGCUUUAUGGAAUUGUAGUAGUAACAUAAAAUUUCCUGACAAAGUGAAAUUUUCAAAGCUCAAGACUUUGAUUCUUCAGGGGGAGGAUUGGGUUGAUUUACUAGUGGUUUCCAGUACAUUUUUUGAAGAAAUGAAAGCCCUCCAAGUUUUAUUUCUCGAAAAUGUCAGUUUCUCAACAGAAAGAUUUCCUUCCUUACCGAAUCUCAAAACUUUGUGUUGUGUUCAUUGCAAGCUGAAAAACUUCUCAUCAUCACUGACAAAUCUUGAGGUUCUUGCAUUGUUUAAAACUAGGAUUUAUGGAAUAAGUGAAGAAUUAGUGAAAUUGUCUACACUGAAGUAUUUAAGUCUUCAUAACUUUUAUGAGGAAUCAGGAAUGAUAAUCCAGCCAAGCUUGAUAGAAAGGUUGACUAAUAGGUUGACUUCGUUGCAAGGGUGUACUAUGAGCCAAAUCUUGUAACUUGUUCAAGAAAUAAAUAUAGUGGUAAAAUAAGAGGAUCCGUGGAGGCAAGAGGCCGAGGGCUUUUCAACCCAUAAAGAGAACUAUACUUCUACUAUUUGACUUUAAUUAUAACAGGGUUUUCCAAUCUUUAAAUAGAAAUAGUUGAAACUUCUCUUGUAUCAUUCGUUUUUUAAUAUUAGUGAAUUUCUUCUUCUUUGUGUCCAUGAUUUUUUCCCGAAAGGACUUUCACAAAAAAUCUAUAUAUUCUUAUUUUCUUUUCUUA